Messenger RNA from Drosophila bipectinata, 1221 nucleotides. It is a transcript of the gene Or92a, whose product is annotated as Odorant receptor 92a. The record is from RefSeq and is a predicted model, not a curated record. Lineage: Eukaryota; Metazoa; Arthropoda; Insecta; Diptera; Drosophilidae. Gene Ontology annotation, molecular function: odorant binding; olfactory receptor activity. Gene Ontology annotation, cellular component: plasma membrane. Gene Ontology annotation, biological process: detection of chemical stimulus involved in sensory perception of smell; sensory perception of smell.
AUGCUGUUCCGUCGUCGGAAGGAGAAGCGCGAGGUGAGGACCUUCGAGGACCUCACCCGCUUCCCAAUGGCCUUCUACAAGACCAUCGGCGAGGACCUUUACUCGGACCGGGACCCGAACCUGAUUCGGCGCUAUCUGCUGCGGCUGUACUUGGUGCUGGGGUUCCUCAACUUUAACGCGUACGUGGUGGGGGAGAUCGCCUACUUCAUCGUGCAUAUUACCUCGACGACGACCCUGCUGGAGGCCACCGCCGUGGCGCCCUGCAUCGGCUUCAGCUUCAUGGCCGACUUCAAGCAGUUCGGGCUGACGGUGAACCGAAAGCGGCUGGUCCGGCUACUGGACGACCUCAAGGCGAUCUUCCCCACGGAGCCGGAACAGCAGCGCGCCUACAACGUCUCCUACUACCAGAAGCACAUGAACAGCGUGAUGACCCUCUUCACGAUCCUCUGCAUGACGUACACCUCCUCGUUCAGCUUCUACCCGGCCAUCAAGUCGACCAUCAAGUACUACUUCAUGGGCUCCGAGAUCUUUGAGCGCAACUACGGCUUUCACAUCCAGUUCCCGUACGACGCCGAGACGGAUCUGACCGUCUACUGGUUCUCCUACUGGGGCCUCGCCCACUGCGCCUACGUGGCCGGGGUGUCGUACGUGUGCGUGGACCUCCUCCUGAUCACCACCAUCACCCAGCUGACGAUGCACUUCAGCUACAUGGCCGACUGCCUGGAGGCCUACGACGGGGGGGAGCACUCCGAUGAGGAGAACAUCAAGUACCUGCACGACCUGGUCGUCUACCACGCCCGGGCCCUAGAUCUCAGCGAGGAGGUGAACAGCAUCUUUAGCUUCCUCAUUCUGUGGAACUUUAUCGCCGCCUCCCUGGUGAUCUGCUUUGCGGGUUUCCAGAUCACGGCCUCCAACGUGGAGGACAUUGUGCUGUACUUCAUCUUCUUCUCGGCCUCGCUGGUGCAGGUCUUCGUGGUGUGCUACUACGGUGACGAAAUGAUCUCCUCGAGCUCCCGCAUCGGGCAUGCCGCCUUCAACCAGAACUGGCUGCCCUGCAGCAGCAAGUACAAGCGCAUCCUGCAGUACAUCAUAAUGCGAAGCCAGAAGCCUGCCUCCAUCCGGCCGCCCACCUUCCCGCCCAUCUCCUUCAACACCUUCAUGAAGGUCAUCAGCAUGUCCUACCAGUUCUUCGCCCUGCUCCGCACCACCUACUACGGCUAG